AUGUUCUCGUUCGGCUCGUCCAGCAAGAGAGGCGGUGGCAGCUCCAAUAAAAGCGAGGACACCAACCCCGCGAAAACGUCGAACAACAACGUUUUGUCCAAGAAGUCCUCCUUUUUAUCUGCCUCCUCUGCUGGUGCUUCCGCUCAAUCAUCGGGAAACGGUAGCGCGACGGGGAACACCAGCCACCAGACGAACAUCCAAUCGACGUUCCGGAAGAAACCAAUCCCGGUCGGGCAAAAAGGCAUCGAAUUGCAAGCGCACAUCAACUCGACGUUAGGAAAUAACGGGUCGUUACGCGACGCGGUGAAAUUACCGAAAGGUGAAGACGAACUCGAAUGGAUCGCGGUGAACGUGGUUGAUUUUUUUAACGCGCUGGUUUUCCUCUACGACGUGGUCAACACGGAACACUGCACGGAGAAGACGUGUCCGACGAUGUGCGCCGGGCCGAAGUUUGAGUACCGAUGGAUGGACGGGGAGGAAGUUAUGAAACCGAUGGAGUGUUCUGCGCCGGUGUAUUGCGGGUAUCUGUUCAGAUGGGUGGAGAAGCAAAUCGACGACGAGAAGAUAUUCCCGAAGAAGCAAGGCGACGCGUUCCCGCGGGAUUUUAAGAAGAGGGUGAAGAAAAUCGCGGCGAGGUUGUUUCGAGUGUACGCGCAUUUGUACCACUCGCACUUCAAGAUUAUUUGCGCGUUGCAAGCGGAGAAACAUUUGAACACGAUAUUUAAACAUUUUGUGUAUUUUGCGGUAGAAUUUAGUUUGAUUAGUAGCGAAGAGAUGAUGCCGCUGAGAGAGUUGGUGGACGGCGUGUUGCAAGCGCCGUGA
This is a messenger RNA of Bathycoccus prasinos, 822 nucleotides long. RefSeq lists its product with no specific name. Gene Ontology annotation, molecular function: protein kinase activator activity. Lineage: Eukaryota; Viridiplantae; Chlorophyta; Mamiellophyceae; Mamiellales; Bathycoccaceae. The transcript has a single exon. Gene Ontology annotation, cellular component: nucleus; cytoplasm. The coding region runs from base 1 to 822 and encodes 273 amino acids. The record is from RefSeq and is a predicted model, not a curated record. Gene Ontology annotation, biological process: signal transduction; positive regulation of protein phosphorylation.